Juglans microcarpa x Juglans regia is the source of this 1437-nucleotide messenger RNA. RefSeq names its product glycerol-3-phosphate acyltransferase ATS12, chloroplastic. The record is from RefSeq and is a predicted model, not a curated record. Gene Ontology annotation, molecular function: glycerol-3-phosphate O-acyltransferase activity. Gene Ontology annotation, biological process: glycerophospholipid metabolic process. NCBI's taxonomy places the organism in Eukaryota, Viridiplantae, Streptophyta, Magnoliopsida, Fagales, Juglandaceae.
AUGUUUAUCCUCUCUGCUACUUCAUCCUCCACAUUCUUCGUCUCCACAGCAACCACACAUAGGAUUUCUUUAUCCAUUUCUUCAUCUUCAUUUUCUUUUUAUGCUUAUUCUCGGCUUUGUUCGGCCUCUGUGCGAUUCGGUGCGCAGAGGUCGCUUUUUCCGUAUCCUUCUCACUCUCCGAGUGUGACAUUAAUGGCGGAGAUGGUUCGGGACAAGGAGUAUGCUGACAAGAAUGUGGCGUCUUAUCACGGAGAGAGGACGAACGAGCCAAGCCUCUCGCGCACCUUUCUCGAUGCCAGCUCUGAAGAAGAGCUGCUGGCAGGAAUCAAGAAGGAAAGAGAAGCAGGAAGACUGCCUUCAAAUGUUGCUUUGGGGAUGGAAAUAUUGUAUCACAAUUAUAAAAAUACGGUUUUCCAAAGUGGAAAUCCAAGGGCUGAUGAGAUAGUGUUGUCAAAUAUGACUGUUGUGCUAGAUCGCAUGUUUUUCGAUGUUGAGGAACCUUUUGACUUCUCACCAUAUCACAAAGCACUGCAAGAGCCUUUUGACUACUACUUAUUUGGUCAAAACUAUAUUCGUCCUUUAGUUGAUUUCAGAACUUCAUAUGUUGGCAACAUUUCCCUCUUCUAUGAGAUGGAAGAGAAGCUUCAGCAGGGUCACAAUAUUGUCUUGAUGUCAAACCACCAAACUGAAGCAGACCCAGCUAUCAUUGCAUUGUUACUUGAAGCAACAUACCCACAUAUUGCUGAGAGCAUGACCUAUGUAGCAGGGGAUAGAGUUCUGAUAGAUCCUCUUUGCAAGCCCUUCAGCAUGGGAAGGAAUCUUCUUUGUGUGUACUCGAAAAAGCACAUGUAUGAUGCUCCUGAGCUUGUUGAGAUGAAAAGAAAAGCAAACAAGCGAAGUUUGAAGGAAAUGGCUUUACCGUUAAGGGGUGGAUCACAAAUAAUAUGGAUUGCACCAAGUGGUGGUAGGGAUCGACCAGAUCUUCACUCAAAAGAAUGGUAUCCGGCACCCUUUGAUGUUUCUUCAGUGGACAAUAUGAGAAGGCUUGCAGAACAUUCUGGUACUCCUGGGCAUAUAUACCCAUUAGCAUUAUUGUGUCAUGACAUGAUGCCGCCUCCACCCCGUAUAGAAAAAGAAAUUGGAGAGGAAAGAGUGAUCUCCUUUCAUGGGGUUGGCUUAUCAGUGGCACCAGGCAUCAACUUCUCUGAAAUUGCUGCUGUCUGUGAAAACCCUGAAGAGGCUAAAGAGACAUACACAAAAGUGCUAUAUAAUUCUGUGACUGAGCAAUACAAUGUGCUCAAAUCUGCUAUACAUGGCAAACAAGGACUACCGGCAUCCAUUCCGAGUGUUUCUUUGUCACAACCGUGGUAUAGCAAGGUGGAAUUAUUUGAUGAAAAAUUGUAUUCCGGUAUUGUCAAGUAUAAACCCACAAAUUGA